GGAGUGAGUGGAGUCAGUCCAAUAGCUCAAUUAAAUGAAGUGUGCGUGUUUCACCUGUGGCUGUGAAUAGAGUUCACUUUGUAGCGAUGGUUGAAGACGGCCAUGGCAGGCAGAGCUCGGCAUGUCACGUGGAAAACCCGACAUAGUCCGACCGCUCACGAACUGCGGUCUCUUAGCAACCCCAGUGUUUGUUGUAUGGUUGCUGUAGAUGAGAUGUUCAUAGAGAGCACAGAGUAAAAAACUACUGAGUAUUUUUAGUCAGAAUGUUAAACAGUGAGUUGGACCGCACUGCGAGGGCGAGCCUGCAGAGGAGACGCGACCAUGAAGCUCAGAGGAAGGAGCGGGUCUUCAACCAUAAAGAGAGGACUAUCGGGGUUGACCUGGAAGCCCUCCAGCUGCAGAUAAAAGAGAAGAAGAAACACGAGGAGGCUGCAAAAGAGGAGCACAAUGCUUACGACAAUGAACUGCUCCAGAACAGCAAAGUGGCCAAUCUCCUUCAUAACAGACAAGUGAAGCAGAAGCAGGCGAUGGAAAAAGCUGUUGUUAAUUACCGGCAUCAGUUCCAGCAGCCGUGUACACAGCAGGGCUUUGAUCUGAACAACCCAGACAGAAGAGAAACAGAGCUGGCUGAGGCGCAGAUGAUGCUCCCUGGCCUGGUGGGCGAAGAUCCGGACAGUGAAAACAGACGGCUGCGACAGAGGCAGCAGCUCAGAGGUUGGCUCAUGCAGCAGCAGAGUGAGCGAGCAUCAGAGAGGCAUCAACAAAAGCUGGAAGAGCAGCGCGACAACCAAAGCAGAGUAGAAAUGGACAACAGAGCUCUGCAACUGCACAGCCUGGACGCUGAAAGGAGAAAAGCUGCAGCUGUGGCCACUAAAGAGUUCAACCUGGCUCAGAUUGAAGAGGAGUGCCGUCAGAAAGCAGAUCUUACUGAGGAAGACUAUCAAGUAAAAACCGUGAAACAUCUGCAAGGACAGCUGACAGGUGAAGACGCCCCACAAGGCAUGGUGGGAGUUCCUGGUUUUUAUCCUGGAGAUGACAGGAGAACCUCUCAGGAGAGCGUACAGCAGGUCAUCCAGUUCCAGAAAAACCAAGUUGAGGAGAAAAAGAGGAUGGGACUACAGAAGAAGCAGGAGGAGGAGCAACACGAUCGUGUCCGUCUGGACUCGGCUCGUGCAGCUCUUCUGAUCGAGAGGCAGCAGGCCAGACUGAACAAACAGCUGAGACGACACCUGGACAACACCAACGUCCGACUGGCGGAAGUACACAAAGAACGGAAACCAGACAUUGAGAGAGGGCGAAUUGACAACAGCUUCUUCUCUCAGUUCAACACCUGCAGCAGAUGAUGGAGGACAAACUACUCUGAUGACUGCUCCGUCACAAAUCAGUGAAUAAACUCGAUCACAUCAA
Messenger RNA from Notolabrus celidotus (New Zealand spotty), 1407 nucleotides. RefSeq names its product RIB43A domain with coiled-coils 2 (gene ribc2). Bases 264 to 1343 code for a protein of 359 amino acids. The record is from RefSeq and is a predicted model, not a curated record. NCBI's taxonomy places the organism in Eukaryota, Metazoa, Chordata, Actinopteri, Labriformes, Labridae. The transcript is spliced from 7 exons.